AUGAAUGGCGAUAUUCAAUUUGACAAUAUCGACUUUGCUUAUCCAACUCGACCUAAUGUCUUAGUCCUACGAAAUCUCACACUGACGGCUCGUGCAGGUGAAAUAACAGCUUUAGUUGGUUCCAGUGGCUCUGGCAAGAGCACAUGUAUUUCACUUCUACUUCGUUUUUAUGAACCUUCAUCGGGCCGCAUUACAAUCCAUGAUCGAUCGAUCACCAACUGCAGUUUCAAACAACUACGACAAAAGAUUGGUGUGAUUCUCUUUGCCACGAGUAUUUAUGAAAAUAUUCGCUUUGGUAAGGAAAAUGCAACAAGAAUCGAGAUUGAAGAAGCAGCACAUCAAGCCAACGCACACGAUUUCAUUAUGAAAUUACCAAAUAAAUAUGACACCGUCGUAGGUGAACGUGGUGUUCAAUUGAGUGGCGGUGAAAAGCAAUGUGUGGCUUUGGCUCGUGCUCUUGUCAAACGACCAGCCUUACUCUUGUUGGACGAACCAACAAGUGCUCUUGAUAAUGCCAAUGAAAAGAUCGUCCAAGAAGCACUUGAUCGAGCUUGUAAAGAAGUAGCUUUCUUUGAUCGUCUUGAAAAUAGUUCUGGAGCUAUCUGUCAUCGUCUUUCAUCUGAUGCAUUGGCAAUUCAGCAGAUGACUGGUGCUCGUCUAGGUAUCGUUUGUGAAUCAAUUGCGACGUUUGGAAUUGGUGUUGUUCUCGGAUUUUUGGUCAGUUGGCAAUUGACUUUAAUCGUACUCUUCUAUGUUAUCUCCUUAUUUGUUCUUGCUUUCAUCCAAAUACGUUGGCAAGCACGAUUGAACAAACGUUCUGAUUGUAUUCUUGAAUUAGCAAGUUCGGUAAGGCCAACAUUUCGAUUACAAUGUCAUGUACAUUGA
Rotaria sp. Silwood2 is the source of this 885-nucleotide messenger RNA. The record is from the annotation of a GenBank genome assembly. Lineage: Eukaryota; Metazoa; Rotifera; Eurotatoria; Philodinida; Philodinidae.